AUGGAUGUUACCACCAUUGUCCAGGGUGCGAAACCAGGACUCAUAUUCGGACCAUGGAACCAUGAUGAGACUGAGCUGGUCCUUGUGAACCAGUCAGCCACCCUGGUGGUCCCUUCACACUACACGGAGAGCGUAGAGUGGGCUCUGAUAGACAACAACAUCCGCCCACAGCUGACAUAUCACACCUACAACCCACACGGCUACAGCACCUUGGAAUGUACCAUUACAAUCAAGAGGAUGUUUGAUCACUAUCUGUUCGUGAUGUUCCUGCCAUGCGCACUGCUGAUGACCAUAGUGCUGUCUGGCUAUCUACUGCCUCCCAGCGCCCCCGUGCGGCUUCAGAUGAGCAUUACAAUACUGCUGGCCCUGGUGGUCCUACAACUCACCAUCAUCAACUCGCUGCCUGUUACUGGAGAUCUCACGCUCAUCACUCGGUACUACGUGGUGGUAAUCGUGGUUACAAGUCUGUCCGUUAUCAAUGCCGGGAUACUCACACACAUUAGCACAAGGAGGAAGCCUAUGGGGCCUUGGGUCGAGACGGUGAUUCUGGUGUAUCUGGCAAAAAUUAUGUUUGAAGAAGAAAACCGCACUGAACCGGCUUGUGACAACGGCAACACCCCAAAGCAACCAAAUGGCGAACAAGACCAUGACAUCGACGUUGCGACUUUGGGUACGGAAACUCCAGCAAGUGGAGAGACACACCAACACGCAACAGUUCCAAAAGACAUCAAGAUCCUUCUCCAGAACAUCUCCACUGAUAUCCACCUUCUGAGCGAGGACAAGAGGAACUCUUGUAGGAGCAAGGAAACGGCCAGGAAGCAAGCCAGGGCAGUGAGGGUCCUCAACAAACUGUCUUUCCUUGUUUUGGGGAUUAUUUCUGUUGCUUUCACUGUCAAUUUUCUUCUCUGGCCCUACCACAGUGGGCAUAUUUAA
Messenger RNA from Branchiostoma floridae (Florida lancelet), 933 nucleotides. Its product is annotated as neuronal acetylcholine receptor subunit alpha-9-like. Gene Ontology annotation, molecular function: extracellular ligand-gated monoatomic ion channel activity; neurotransmitter receptor activity; transmembrane signaling receptor activity. The record is from RefSeq and is a predicted model, not a curated record. Gene Ontology annotation, biological process: monoatomic ion transmembrane transport; signal transduction; regulation of membrane potential. NCBI's taxonomy places the organism in Eukaryota, Metazoa, Chordata, Leptocardii, Amphioxiformes, Branchiostomatidae. The transcript has 6 exons. Gene Ontology annotation, cellular component: membrane; synapse; neuron projection. The coding region runs from base 1 to 933 and encodes 310 amino acids.